This is a messenger RNA of Linepithema humile (Argentine ant), 2382 nucleotides long. Its product is annotated as myb-like protein X. Lineage: Eukaryota; Metazoa; Arthropoda; Insecta; Hymenoptera; Formicidae. The record is from RefSeq and is a predicted model, not a curated record.
CUGGAAUGUAAGAUCUCUUCAGAGUGAUGAGAGAAAUAAAUUUCAUAAUUUUCAUGUAAAAUAAUAUUAUUUAUGUAUUUGAUAAGUGAAGAACUACAAUCUUUUUUUAAUUUUGAAUGAAGUGAUUGAAUUAUCGAUCAAUUUUGCACAUUUCAAUGAUUGUACUGGUAGUACUAAUCAAAUUGGUUAAGUUUGAUUAGAGUUUAUUUAAAUUAAAAGAAUUAUUGCUUGUGUGUGUUCAAGAAACAUGUCCAAGACUAAAAACAACAACCGCAACAGUGAAGAACACAGUAGUUCUAGCUCAUCUUCAUCAUUAUCAUCAGAUGAAGAAGAGAUUGAUGCAAGAGAUUUAAAACCAAUCAAGGAUUACUUGUCUAAUCGUAAGGAAUUAGCUCGCCAACUUUUUAAAUCUGUUAAACCAGAAAAAAUACGUAUGAUGUUGCCUCAAAUUUUGAAACAAAUGGAUUUAAAUGAACUAGAAGAAUGGUGUGUGAGCGAAUUAAGCGGUAUGUCUAAAGCUCGAAUAUUAGCUAUAUUAAAUGGUAAACCUAUGUUAGAUUCUUCAGACACAAGUGAAUCAAAUGACUCAGGACCUUCUUUAGAAAUCAUUUCGGAUACUGAGGAAUGGUUAACAGAUGACGAUAUAAGUAAAAAGGAAAAUGGUGGAAAAGGAAAAUUGAAAAGAGAUAAAACAAAAGUUAAAGGAAAAGCACAAGUUAACAAGAAAGAUGAUUUGGCUAAGUCUGAUGUCAAAGUAAAAUGUAAUAUUAAGAAUGAAAAUAGUGAUAAAGAUGUUAAAAUUAAAAAGGAGGAGGAUAAAGAAAAAAGAAAAGAGGGUGACAGCUUGUUAGAUUUAUUGGAGCUGGAAAUGCGAGCGCGUGCGAUAAGAGCUUUGAUACGAAAAGAGGAAAAUAUAAUUCCAUCUACCAAUCUGCCACAAACAAAUAAUAGUCAAACAAUGGAGAAUAAUAUUCAAACGCUUCAAGAUGAUGCCAAAGCGAAAGAGAAUUGUCGCAAGCAAUUAGAAAGAAUUAUCAGUGCUCAACAAGUUAAUAAAGGCGAAGAUGAAGAUGUUGUUUUAGUAGUUCAACCUACUCCAGUUGUCGAAUUAUUAUCUAGCGAGGAGGAGGAGGCUGGAUCACGAGUAAAUCAAAAGCUAGAAAAUGAACGUGCUGCAGAAACUGGAAAAUCUACAGGUAAUUCCAAUGAAAUCGUGAAAAAUCCUAGCAGAAUAAGUUUACAAGAUUCAAAGGAAGAAAGAAGACUUCAAGAAGUAGUAGGAACACAUAAUAAUACACAUACUGUAACUAAAACAGACUCAAUUACCAGAAGCGAAGCACGAACAAUAAUGCCUGAAAGAAAUGUAGAUAUAAAGAACAAUAUGUUAUCAAUAUCAAUUUCUGCAGAUCAUGUUGCGGAAAGGCGGAAAAAAUCGAGGAAAAAAUCACAUUCAAAAUCACAACUUAUUUCCUCUAGCAACGAAGACAUUCUGAAACAGAUUAAUACUGAAACUACAGAACAAAUGAGUAAUGUAAAGAAUGAAAAUAUUAAUGAACAAUCAAGAAUAAGCUCUUCUGAAAAUAUAACAGAAGAAGAGAAUAAAACAGAAAACAAAACAACAAAAGAAGAUAGAAACGAAGAAGAGAGAUCCACGGACUUAGACGAGAUAAUCGACUUAGAUGAUUAUUGUGACGUUGUUAUGGGAAUAGAAAAUUGUGAUGAAGACAAAAGUCAAGAUAAAAUUAUCAUUUCUCAAGAAGAAAAUAAAGAAUCUGUACCUCAGACCAUUCAGUCUAAGUCGGAUUCAACAGAAACCUGGGCGUCACGAUAUUAUCAAACUGAUGAUGUCCAGAAUGUUAUAAAAGAGUCGAAAAUACAGUCCGAGAUUCGAAAACGUUUGAGAGAACGUCAAAGAUUAUCUAAGCUGAGUAAGUCACCAAACUUGAAUACAUCUUCACAAUCGUCAGCAACUGAUUCAACUACUACAUUUAAGAAAACUCCGACAGGAUCAGUAGAGGAAUACCUGGCUCUGAAGCGUGUAGUGAAUACAAAUAUUAGUGCUGAUAAUAGUAAUAAUAAUAGUAACCUUGAUUAUAACAUAACACAAGAUACUUCUACAACAAUUAAUCUCAAUAGUGAUAUUACAGCAAAAGAAAUUUCAUUACAAGAUGAAAAUAUUUCUUCCCAUCAAGAAGAUACAGAUAGCGAUUCACAAAACGCUAAUCUUUCUGAAACUGUCACUCCCGAACCAGCAGAAGUAAUUAUUGAUACAAAAAAUAAUACACAACCUGUUUAAGUUUAGUUUAAGUAGAAAUAAGUUUUAUUUAAUAUUACUAACAUGUUUGAAAAAAUACUUUUCUCAUAAAAGCUUUCACAAUCAGA